CGGGGGAGAAAUUCUGUUCUUCCGGGCACGUUGAAGAUGAAGUCGUCGGCCGCGCGUUACCGACGCAAAUCUCGUGGCGCGACGUUCGACGAGGACGAACCGAGCACCACGACGCCUUCUUCUUGUUCUUGUUCUUCUUCUUCGGAGGCUCAUUCUACCAACUGCCACUGCCAUUGCCCGUUGUCGGGCCGCGGAGUGUUCGAGGACGUCGACGGUGUGCCAGCCGCAUGGACGUCAGCGGUGACAUGCGAUCUCUGCGAACGUCUCCGCGGUCGAACGGGCCGACGUUCCGAUCCGGUGGACGCGACACGGACAGAGGAUGUCCUUGCGGCUGACCGCCGGCCGUUGAGGCGAAAACAACACGACGAGAACGGCUCGUCGAAGAGCGAUUUGAGUGCGGCGAUCGAGAAACGUGACAGAACUUUGAGAUGCGACAGAGUUCCGGCCGUUGAGUCUUCCGCGAGAUGCGCGUCGAGCGUCGUGCGGUGGAAUCUCGCGGUCAGGUUCCAGGACAAAUCGACAAAGUGGCAGAGGAUUCUCCUCUGGAUCGCAGUCUUGAUACUCGCAUCGGUACCCAACCUCGCGAUGGCGCAACAGUCCAAGUUUGGCGCCAUCGGUCCUCCUAGGAAAAACGGAGUGUGCCAAAGUAUAGACAUAAGAAAUAACGUGAAUCAAUUCUCGAAACUGGAAGGAUGCCGAGUGGUCGAGGGCUUCGUACAAAUUCUCUUGAUCGACCGAGCGGAGCAGUCGGCCUACGCCAAUCUCAGCUUCCCCGACCUCGUCGAGAUCACUGGAUAUCUCGUUUUGUACAGAGUGAGCGGUUUGAGGAGCGUCGGCCGUCUGUUUCCGAACUUGGCGGUUAUUCGCGGGCAUUCUCUCUUUAUCAAUUACGCUCUCGUGGCAUUCGAGAUGAUGCAUCUUCAGGAGCUCGGUCUCCACUCUCUAACCAACAUUUUACGUGGGUCCGUGCGAUUCGAGAAGAACCCGACGCUUUGCUACGUCGACACCAUCGACUGGGACAUUAUUGCCAAAGCUGGCAAGGGCGAACACGUCAUAUCGGGUAACAAGUUAACGAACGGUUGUCCGGUGUGUGACAAGAAGUGCCCAGCAAGACAGACUAAACCAGAUGAGACCUUAUGCUGGAAUCGACAACACUGCCAACGAAUAUGCGAUCGAAAGUGCGAGGAUUGCGCUUGCGAUGACGGAGGACGCAACUGUCAUCGUUCCUGCCUGGGUGGAUGCACGGGACUGACAGCCAGAGACUGUAUCGUUUGCAAGGGUGUGAUAAUCGAUGGCCACGAGUGCAAGAAUCGUUGCCCGGAAGGCACCUACGAAUUUAUGAACCGGCGUUGCAUCGGAGAACAGGAAUGCCGUCUAAUGCCGAAGCCGCGCGAGGCAUUGGACACUGUCAAGGAUUACCCAUACAAACCGUUCAACGGCAGCUGUGUGAUUGAGUGUCCGGCGGGUUACAUGGAGAGCGAUGACUACAGCGUGUCCUGUCGACAGUGCGAGGGCCCGUGUCUGAAGGAAUGCGCCGGUACGAACGUGGACAGCAUUGCCUCGGCGCAGAUGCUUCGCGGAUGCACUCGUAUCAGCGGUAGCCUGGAAAUACAGAUACGUGGCGGGAAAAAUAUCGUAAAGGAGCUCGAGGAUAGUCUGAAUAUGAUCGAGGAGAUAGACGGCUACCUGAAAAUCGUUCGUAGCUUCCCGUUGAUAUCCCUCAACUUCCUGAAGAACUUGCGCGUCAUUCGCGGCAACGAACUCGACAAUGGCAAAUACAGCCUCGCCGUGCUCGACAAUCAGAAUCUUCAGGAGCUGUGGGACUGGCGCACUCAUCGGAACAUCAGCAUCAUGUCCAAGGACGGACCGGCCAAGAUCUUCUUUCACUUCAACCCGAAAUUGUGUCUAUACAAGAUCGAGACGUUGCGAGAGAAGGCCAGGUUGAACGAAUUCACCGAUCUUGAGGUGGCGCCCAACAGCAACGGAGACAAGGUCGCCUGCAACGUCACCGAGCUGAAGACCAAGAUCAUCAAGAAGACAUCUAGGGGUGCCAUCAUCGAAUGGGAGACUUUUAUGCAUCACGACACCAGAUCCUUGUUGGGUUACAUCGUUUACUUCAUUGAAGCGCCUAGUCAGAACGUGACGAUGUACGACGGUCGCGACGCUUGUGGUGGCGACGGCUGGCGAGUGGAGGAUGUCUCUGCCGAGAGCUCGACGCAGCAGUCGCACAACGGCACGGAGAUACAAGGGCCUAUCUAUCUCACUCACAUAUUGACUCUGCUGAAGCCUUACACUCAGUACGCUUACUACGUGAAGACUUAUACCAUAGCUACGGAGAGAUCGGGCGCGCAGAGUCAAGUCAAGUAUUUUACGACGUUACCGGACGCGCCCAGCUCGCCCAGAGCCUUGUUAACCUGGAGCAAUUCCAGCAGCGAGCUGAUUGUGUCCUGGUUUCCGCCGCUCCACAAAAAUGGAAAUCUGACGCAUUAUCGAAUCGUCGGCCGUUGGGAGCCGGAUGAUCCGAAUUUCAUCGAUCAAAGGAAUUACUGCGACGAACCUAUGUUGUUGCCCGAGAAGAAACCAAUAUCCGUCAUAGCAGAGGAGGAAAGAAAACGCGCCGAAGAGGAGAAAGAAUUGGCAAAGUCACCCGACGCCGCUUCCUGUCCCUGUACAGAUCGUGAAAUGACGGAUCAGUCGAUGCGUGAGAAAGAAGUUUCCAGCUCGAUUGCUUUCGAGAAUGCGUUGCACAAUCAGGUCUACGUAAAACGAAUGACCACGCGUAGAAGACGUGACACUAGCGAGAUGUUGAUCGCAGCAGAUCUAGCCAAAGAUUCUUCCUAUUCCUACGAUCAAGACAAGGAGAGCGCUAACGAUAAAAUCGAAAACGGCACGUAUACGGUAUUCGAGCGAUUAGUGCCGAGUACGAAUCUUACUUACGUCAUGAAAAACCUCCGGCACUUUGCCGCGUAUAAUAUCGAGGUCCAAGCAUGCAGAGAACGCGUUAGCAAUGAGUCGAAGAAAAAGAAUUGCUCGACGAAGAGCAUGAAGACGUACCGUACGCUGGCUAUGGAGAGCGCAGAUAAUAUUCCACCGAAUACCUUUAAGCUUAAGAGUAUAUCUGGCGAAAAUAACAGUCUCACUAUGGUUACAUUGUCCUGGGACGAGCCGCCUCAACCCAACGGCCUAAUCGUCACGUACCAGAUUGAGUACAAAAGAGUAGACAUAAAAAAUAUACAAGCAACGGUGGUGUGCAUUACGAGGCGCGAUUUUACCAACGCGGGAAACUCGUACAUCUUGAAGGAUCUUCCUGCCGGGAAUUACUCCGUAAAAGUUCGAGCUACGAGCUUAGCCGGAUACGGCGCGUAUACCGAAGUGAAAUAUUUUUAUAUACGGGAAUACGGCGGCUAUGCUACAUUACUCGGGUCAAUAUUCGGUAGCAUCGCAUUUAUACUUGUCCUAGGUGUGGUAGUUUGUGUGUAUAAAAGAAAAUCGGUACGAAACGUGCCGAGCAUGAGACUGAUCGCGACAGUGAAUCCAGAAUACGUGAGCACGAAUUACGUGCCGGACGAGUGGGAGGUGCCCAGGAAGAAGAUUCAGUUAUUACGAGAAUUGGGAAACGGUUCCUUCGGCAUGGUAUACGAAGGUUUCGCCAAGGCUGUUGUAAGAGGCAAGCCGGAAGUACGAUGCGCCGUGAAAACGGUGAAUGAAAAUGCAACCGAUCGUGAACGGAUAGAGUUUCUUAACGAAGCGUCCGUUAUGAAGGCCUUUGAUACCCAUCAUGUGGUGAAGCUGUUGGGUGUAGUGUCGCAGGGCCAACCUACCUUGGUAGUCAUGGAAUUGAUGGUAAAUGGCGAUUUGAAAACGUACUUGAGAAGCCACCGACCGGACGUUUGCGAGAAUUUCUCGAGGCAGCCUCCGACGUUGAAGAGGAUCUUGCAAAUGGCGACCGAGAUCGCGGAUGGCAUGUCUUAUCUCUCUGCAAAGAAAUUUGUCCAUCGUGAUUUGGCUGCUCGUAACUGCAUGGUAGCCGAAGAUCUUACCGUGAAAAUCGGUGACUUUGGCAUGACGAGGGACAUAUACGAAACGGAUUACUAUCGAAAAGGAUCCAAGGGACUGUUACCUGUUCGAUGGAUGGCGCCAGAGAGCUUAAAAGAUGGAGUAUUCACUAGUUUCUCUGAUGUCUGGAGUUACGGAGUCGUUCUAUGGGAAAUGGUAACAUUAGCUUCGCAGCCGUAUCAAGGCUUGUCAAACGAUCAGGUAUUACGAUACGUAAUCGAGGGAGGAGUUAUGGAACGACCGGAAAACUGUCCCGACUCACUGUACAACUUGAUGAGGCGUACAUGGAAUCACAGAGCCGUAAGGAGACCUACCUUUAUAUGUAUCGAGACGAUGCUGUUGCAAGAAAUUGACAUAGAAGAUUUUGAAAAAGUCAGCUUUUACCACAGUGCAGAAGGAAUCGAAGCUCGAAAUCAAAAUAAUUCGUAUUCAUCGGAUAAUGAAGAUUUAGAAAUGGCUGCCUUACAAGAUCUGCGAGAAGAGAUUGAGGGAGAUGAAGAUUCGCCACUGCGUCAAGACUUUGGUGACUUUGCAAGUUUUGAACCUAGCAGUAUUAAGAAUACUUUGAGUCCACGAUAUGGAAUAGAUUCUUACGGUGAAACCUCUAAAACUACGCCCGACUUCCAUGACAUGAACUGUUCAAAAAUACCUCUUAAAGCUGGCUUUGAAGAUUUUGACGGCGUCUCCGGAGAUUCGCUAUCUAGUAAGGACACGUUGAAUUUGCCCUUCGUUGAAGACAGUCUUAAAUCAGUCAAGAGUUCACCUUUCAUACAUACAAAGAGUGCAUCCCGCAGUAAUGUGAGUCAAGCUUCCUUAGCAAAGUCUGCGAGUCCGCAAAGUAAAGUCAAACAAAAUUUCCUCGACAGUCCAAAUCUGUCCAAGUCGCGAAAUCUCGAUCCCGAUUACGAAAAUAAAAGCUCCGAAAUCAUAUCGGGCUCUGCAAAGAAGGAGACUGCUCCGUUACACGUAAAAUUUCCAUCGGUCGAUGAGAUGGACAUUGAGAUUAAUGGUGAAAAAAACGAGAGCAAGCACGCGGGCGAAUACGUGAAUAAGCCGGAAACGUUGAACAAUGGUUACAUCGGUAACACAACCACCUAGCUUCAAUGAUUCUCUCAACGUCAUAAGCAUCCAGUGCGAAACGAAUCACGCCCGAAUAAUUCGAGACGAUAUCCUUCGAACGAAUCGACGUGAGUAUUAGAACAAAAAGGCAGUGUCUGUGCCAAAUUUACUGGAUCAUAGUUUUCAAAGAAUCAUGCUGAGCAGCGUUUUACGUACAUGAGAGGAAUGUACAUACACGUUAGUGUUCUAUACUAACAUACGAUUUAUACUCAUAAGUUAACAUUUUAAACGUCUAGCGUAACUGAGAGUACAGGUCCUAACAAGCAACAAGUGGAGUUUCCUUAUACGGGUGUUACCAUGUCUCAAUUCCGUCUCUCUAAAUGUAAUUGAUACUGCAACGCGUGUACAGUUAAUUAUACAUGUAUUUGUUGUGCUGCGAUUCACGUCGAGAAGAGCAGCGGAUAUAUUUAUACCAGAUACUGUCUUUUUGAAGUUAUUGCUGUAGUAUACGUUAACUUACUUGCUAAAGACGCCGUCUCCUUUCUCUCUUUGUUUCUUUUAUCGUGGAGUUACAAACGGUUGCGAUUUUCAGCCAAAUGUCUUUACUUGAAACUGGACUACACACUUUGAAAAGCACGCGGGUAUCUGUUAUAUCUGACGAUGCACAGUACCUGCUAACAAAUGCGUGACUCUCCCCAUCAACUACUUAGCAUGUAAGCAAAUGUGUAUCAAAGAAUUAAGCAGGUUGAUUAUUUGUAGAGCAUAGAUACUUUCUGUUUAAUUUUCGCAAGUUUAAGCAAGGUAUGCUAGUUUUCGCUAUAAGUAAGUUAUAGAUUUAGUAUAAUGUCGAUUCGUUUUUCCGCGUUUGUGGCAAGUGUGGUGUAUCAAAGUGGCAAUUAGGUCGACUACCGCGUCGGUAUGACAUUUUGUUCACAGUAGAGAUCACAUUUUAUAAAUUAUGUGAAAUACGCCUAGUCGCCACUUUGCACAAUUUUAGGCUUUCAACUCACACUAUAAAUACAACAUUGUGUUGGAAGAUAUACAUAUAUAUAUAUAUAUAGAGAGAGAGAGUGGUUCAGAGUAGGUAUAUCAACUUGGCAGAUACCAUCGCGCGUUUCUCCAAUUCAUAAAUUUAUAUUAUAUUUAUAUUUCUUUUUUUAUGUUGUUUUAUUGUUCUUGACUCUAUUGUAUCGAUUAAUCUAAGGGUUCUGAAUCCACCAAUUACUCGAUGUAUAGCAGGAGGGAAAUAGAGAGUAAGGAUCUUUUCAAGUUGAAAGAGUCUUCGGUAGCGAGCGUUCGGUUAGCAAGUAUCUGCGAAUUACAAUUUGUAAAAUGUCCGUAGUUUCCAGGAAAUAUCUCAAUGCCUUAAUUGUAACUGUGACAAAAUUUUAGAUGAAGACAAUUUGCGUCUAGAGUCCACAUUCAGUAUAAAUGUCCUUAUACAUGGUUUAUUUACAAACUCGCAAUCAAACUGUACGCUAAAUACGCCGGUGUUGAUUCAGAUGACGCUCUACUCUCGUUUCUCAUUCUGUAUAUCUAGAAAAUCUAGCGAAAUAGACAUCCAACAAAGGUACAUGAAACAAAGGUACACUGUACGCUUGAAAAGUUUUAGGGCUGAGCGAGUUCGCGAUCGUAGUACUUGUAAACUUUUUAUAUUUAGAGAGUGCGUUGAAACAUUUCCAACCCAACAACAAUGAUUCUGUUAAAACUUCCCUUUACGUUAUCACGGAGUCUCAGCUUUGAAAGUUUUCGACAUACUUUGUACUCGUGACAUAGACUAUGUACAUAAUCGUAUUAUUUCGUGGAGCUGACACAUGAAAUCGCAGCCUUACCUCUGCAGUACACCUCUCAAGGGGAGGAGGAGGGACGGAGGGACGGAGGGAAAGGCGCGUCUCUCGUUACACCAACAAAUACCGCUUUACGACUGAAAGUUAGUGAAACAUUCUGCAAAGAUUUACCGUGCAAUUUACAAUUGUGAGUUUACAGAGUUUUUCCAUAUCGUGCAAUAGAAUCGUCCAUGCCAUUUAUGCUCCUUAAGUGGCAGCUCGUGUGAUAUAGCUAAUACAAAAUAAUGUUUCGUUUCUGCGUCGCUCCACGAAAUGAACUAAAGUCAAAUUCAGAGGCAUGUAUUAUGCUUUUGAGUGGAGACGAGAGAAUGUAGACUGUCAUAGCCCAGUGAGAAACAAGAUUGAUGACAGACGGAAAGGUUGAACCCGUAUAAUCAUUGCAAUCGAGAGAUAAAUAAUAUCGCGGACGAAUCCUAACGGAACGAGCUAUGGGGAGAAUUAUUAUACGAGCAACGUAACGCAAUGCAGUUGAAUCUAGACAUAACGAGCCUCUAACACAAGACUGAUUAGCUAAUCCCACUGUACAUCCGUAAUUUCUCAGUAAGUUAAAGAUACAAGAUAAAAUGGUAGAAGUUCCACAUCGUUCUAUAUCCGCAAACACCUUCCUUCGGUUUGUUCGUUUCAUUUAUUUUUUCGCCAUCAAUCCGCUUGAAGGUAUAUAUUUAGUCCACUUCGAGAUUGGUGCGAUCCGUGGUUAUUUCGUUCCUACAACGUCGCGCACAUAUCAUCGUGCCACUUCGGUGCUUGUCAUAGCAAAUGCGUACAGCAGUAUAUGGGGUGUCCAAUAUUGUAGCAGCAUAACUCGGAUGAAGAUUAUCCUCGUGUUAAAAAUCACAAAACGAAAAAAACGGAGCUCUUUAUCAUUUACGCUGUUAUUUCGCUUCUAUGUAAAUUUUAUUUUUCUUAUAUUAUUGAGAUUUAAUUCGCACAAAAGUCUUAUUAAAUCGCCGCAAAAGUUACCACCUAAAAAAAAGUAGAUUUGUAAAACAGAUUUUUAAGUAAAGAAAUAAUGUCGCAUUAGUCGCAAGGUACCCUGUAUAUCAACGAUUGAUGAUACCAGUGACCUAAUAGCAAGUACCUAACGCUAUAACGCGUUUGAUAAGUCACGGUAUCGGAGAUUAUACAGACACAAGGCACAACGCGACAGAUGUGAAAAAUUGCGUAUACAAUUAAGUAAAAUACGUAAAAGGCGCAAAUCUUAGGACACGCCAUCGCUGUCGUUAAUUCAGUUUUCUGCUCUCUUGGAGAGUAUCCGCUAUUUCGCCCCUUUCUUUCUAAUGAUCACGCGGCUGUCCGCUGUUUUUUCUCUGAAUGACAAAUUCCGUUCACUAUUCACGUGCCAAGCUAAGAAAUUAGACAUUUGUUUAUCGAGAUGCUGUUAUCUCCGAUCGAAUAUCGAUCGUAUAUUGCGUACCAAGCAAAACUUUCGAUUGAGAUCAGACCUCGUCGCGAUUGUGCGUAUUUAUAGUCCUGGAUCGUACGGUAAAGCUUUUGACUUUUCUGCAACGCUUCACUUAACGUACAUGUAUAGAAAACUGAUCCUUUUCUUCCAUCUACGUUGGACCUUCUUGAAAGUGAAGUGCUUUAAUGCGCGCAAAACGCGUGUCCCGGAAAGAAAGGCGGUAAAAUCAAGAUAAAUAAGAUAAACAAGAGAAAUUCCCGAAAUUAAGUGCUAAAAGAACAUGAUUAAUGACAGAUGAGUCAUCAGUCGCCAAGGCCGAUGCAUUGUAAUAAUAAGCCUCGCUCGUAUCUGAAGUAUUUAGUAUAAAAUAACGAGUAAACGGUUAAACGCCUAGACCAUGUACACGUACUAUGUACGAAAUAUCCGUAAGAUUAACACGAAAUGUUUCCUAUAUGGCCGCGAGUCUCCGUAUUGUAAGAACGGCGCGCGAUCGCAAAUAUAAUUUAGGCCUAUAGUUUGAUAGCUCUGUAAUAUAUUAGACUAAUUUGGGAUUAAGGUAAUGUGUAAUCGUGUCUGGAAAUUGUGCAACCACAAGAUGUGCAGAAGUGUGCCUGUUGCGCGUAUAUUGAUCGGUUUGAUAAAUGUGUGACUCGGCAUAUAUAUAAAAUAUAUAUUUGUUGGAACGCGUACAUUGUAAUGUAAAUCGUGAAGCAGAGAUUUAAAGAUACAAGCGAUGCGCCGACAGAUCAGUGUACAUCUGUAUCAAUGAUAAAAGAGAUGAAGGAAUAUUGGGCAUAACGGGGAAUGAUGUGUUCUCGUUAUCGUAAAGAUUAAGCGCGUGCUUUGAUUCUGUGUUGUGUGAGCAACUGAAUCCUCCGUUGACCUUUCUUAGACUGAAGCAUCAACUGUUAAUCCUAAAUGUCGAGAAGCGUCGAGCCAUAGAAUUAUUCCAUUCCGAUCCGUAACUUAUUUGUAUUUAUUCGGGGGAGAGAGAGAGAGAGAGAGAGAGGGGGGGGGGGAGAGAGGCAGAUGAAUUUAGCGCUAUCUGAGAAGCUAUUAUCAAUCGAUAUCUAACGCAUCUUCUUUUCUUGCACUUUAACAAGUACACGAGCAUUACUCGGCAAACUUGAUGCUUUAGCAACUCGUAUCAUGCCCUCACGAUUUUGAGAUUAUCAGUACUUUACGUACAAUUUGGAGAUUUACGUUCAUCUUACGUUAGAAAAUGUUGGAUUAGAUUUCACAACACAAAACACAUCUGAUAUUUCAGUUAUAUACUUGUUUUGUUAUGAAUAUAAAUUUUUUACAGUCUACAUUUAAUAAAAGGAUUUUCCUUCCUCCUAUUGAAAUAAAAAUUAUCACGAGAUAUUUUUUUCUUCUCUUCAUUCCAAUACGACAAAAGAGAUCCUCCUGCUAAUUUUCAAUUCUGUUCGCAAGCAGUUCCUAUCUUUACGAUUUCUAUGUUUAAACACAGUUAACGAAUGAGAUCUCUGAUACUACAUUGCAUAUUACAAUUCCUGUGUAUGAUCUCUAAACUUUUUUCAUUGCAUCCUCUUGUGUUUCACUGCAUUAUAUUAUUACGUGCUAAAAUAUACACGAAACAUAUGUUUUACUUAUCAAUUUGCAUUUUUCGAACAAGGUUACUCGAUUACAAAACUGCUCAAUAUUAGAUUGCUCAAGUUCUGUAACGAUCUAAUAGUAAGAUAGCAUCAUCAAACGAGUAACGUGCUAUGAAUCAUACAUCAAUACGACAUCCUAUUCAAUUGCAUAACGAUGUACACGUAGGCAAUCAAAGUCUUUCCACCGAAAUAACGAGAUAUUCCAUUUUUUUAUGCGUACGAUUUCUUUCGCAUAACAAUGCAUUUUUUCACUCGAUUUAGCCGACGUCCGAGGUUCGGAUAUUGAGAAGAUGUAUUGGAAAUUCUUGUAUCGUACAUUCUGAUUUUUUAUCUUGACAAGAAAAGCGCGCGCACGCGUAAUUUAUAAUGAAGACAAUUCACUCUCGUGUGAAUGCGGAAAUGUAAUAUAUUUUAAGAGUUUUAUCCCUGUGUAUUGAUAUUUUCUCCAUUUUGUACAUGUAUCAAACAUAUCCGCGAGUGAACUCGCUCGAUAUGAAAACUUUAUCGAUAUUCUACAAAAUUGGUAUACUCACAAAUAUUUCUGUUACUUCUACCUGUUGUUGUUGUCGUUUUAGAAGACGUUUGCCCUCCUGCAAAAUUAUAAAUUUGCAUUAUACAUUAUUUUAAAUACAUAGUGUUUUUCUCUCGUAUAUUGUUAUAAAAGAUGAAGAAUUAUUUUGCUUAGAAGAACGCAUAUUUUAGCAAGGUAUGGUGUUCAAUCGUUCUUAGUGUACGAAUAUUGAUGCUACUUUUAUUAGACUGUCUUAUAUACAACCGGCGGUAGUUGUCGCUAGCCACAUGUAUUUUCCGUGUCCGGAAAUCGUAGCUGCCACACGUAGAAAAUGUUCACUUGUUUCAAUAAAUGUAUAAUGUAUA
This is a messenger RNA of Ooceraea biroi (clonal raider ant), 10856 nucleotides long. RefSeq names its product insulin-like receptor-like (gene InR-2). Gene Ontology annotation, biological process: glucose homeostasis; cell surface receptor protein tyrosine kinase signaling pathway; multicellular organism development. The record is from RefSeq and is a predicted model, not a curated record. Gene Ontology annotation, molecular function: insulin receptor substrate binding; ATP binding; insulin receptor activity. Gene Ontology annotation, cellular component: axon; plasma membrane; insulin receptor complex. Lineage: Eukaryota; Metazoa; Arthropoda; Insecta; Hymenoptera; Formicidae.